UUGUUCCGCCCAUUAUUUUUCACCAUUUUUAAUGCAAUUUCUCUUUUUUCUUUGCUUUUUAAUGAGUAUCUCUUUUAUUUAUACUCUCUCACACACUCUACAGUGUCUUGCCCCAACAAUUCUUUUCUCUCUCUUCGCCAAUCCCCUCAUUUUAGUUAAUUUAUUUUUUCCUUCAUUGCCUUUUCUUCUUUUAAAAAAUUUGAGCACACAAACAGCACACAGACUACUACUAACCCUUUAUUCAUCAAAUAUCCUUCUUUCGCCCAAUUCAGUCAGUAUAACAGCAGCAGCAAAACUACCAAAGGCAACAGCAGUCAGUCUCCGAAGCACGUCCUCAUACUCUCCUUCUCCCUUUAUACUUUUUUAA
This is a messenger RNA of Meloidogyne enterolobii, 367 nucleotides long. The record is from the annotation of a GenBank genome assembly. NCBI's taxonomy places the organism in Eukaryota, Metazoa, Nematoda, Chromadorea, Rhabditida, Meloidogynidae.